AUGCAAUUAACGGGAGAAUUAAAACCGAACGUGUCGGUUGCUGCGCAACAACAGCAAGGAAUGUUUUUCAGUCAGCAAUCGGAUUCGUAUACAGUUUCACAAUCUCAAACGAUUAAUUUCACGCAACAAAAUCUUCGUGGACGAGGUGUCGGAACCGUUUCUCGUCCGGAACAACAACAUAAAUUACUUCAGCAGCAGCAGCAGCAACAACAACAACAACAGCAAAUGAUACGAGCGCAACAGCAACACAUGGGCAUAAGACCACCGCCGCCGGAAUACAAACCUUCUCAAUCUCAAAUCAUUCAUUCCAUUCAACAGCAGAGGUUUACGGCGACGUCGACGCGGAGACAGGGACCCGGACAACAACCCAUGCCGCCCUCAGGUCCAAUGAUGAGGCCUCAACACGGGGGAGGAGGAGGAGGAGGAGGAGGAGGAACCGUUUUUAUGGGUAAUCAAGGAAUGACGAGAAACAUAGCGCCGAGCGGUUACAUUCCACGACAGAGACCGCCGAACGUGAGCGUCGGACCGGAUGGUAUGCCAAUGAGUAAUCGAGGAGGUGCCGCAGAUUGGAGGCAUAUUCUAAUGUCACAACAACAAAACAUUGGCCUAAGUCACGUUCGACCAUUUUCCACUCAUCAAGGUAACUUUGCCGCCGUUCAAAACAAUCCCGCCGGAAUGCAGAUGCAUCAACAGAUAAGAGGUCAAUUGCCCCCGAGGGGUUCUGGUCAAAUGCAAAUUUUACCUCAAGAUCAAGUUAUAAUGCAAGGGCAACCAAACAAUCCGAAUCAAACAUCGAAUAUUGGGCUGGUGGUACAGGUAUAUCCACUAAAUUUUAUUUAA
Messenger RNA from Pediculus humanus corporis (human body louse), 840 nucleotides. RefSeq lists its product as uncharacterized. The transcript is spliced from 4 exons. Bases 1 to 840 code for a protein of 279 amino acids. NCBI's taxonomy places the organism in Eukaryota, Metazoa, Arthropoda, Insecta, Psocodea, Pediculidae. The record is from RefSeq and is a predicted model, not a curated record.